Molecule: messenger RNA, 6498 nt
Organism: Boleophthalmus pectinirostris (great blue-spotted mudskipper)
Lineage: Eukaryota; Metazoa; Chordata; Actinopteri; Gobiiformes; Gobiidae
Gene: gramd2aa
Product: GRAM domain containing 2Aa
Exons: 10
Coding region: 156-875 (239 amino acids)
Biological process (GO): regulation of store-operated calcium entry
Cellular component (GO): endoplasmic reticulum membrane; extrinsic component of cytoplasmic side of plasma membrane; organelle membrane contact site
Molecular function (GO): phosphatidylinositol-4,5-bisphosphate binding
Source: RefSeq, a predicted model, not a curated record
UAACAUAAUUCCUUGUGGUUUGUUCCUGUAGGUUUCACCUGAUCGAGGACCUGUCUUAUGAGGAUGUGAAGAAAUGCUACAGAGGCUCGACUGUCAGCAAGUACAACUCCCAGUACCACAAGCUGUUCCCCGGAGUGCCCCCAGACGAGAUCCUCAUGAAAGUGUACUCAUGUGCCCUGCUCAGAGACAUCCUCCUACAGGGACGCCUCUACAUCUCCAGACACUGGCUCUGUUUCUACGCUAACCUCUUCGGCAAAGACAUCAAGGUGGCCAUCCCGGUGGUGUCUGUGAGGCUGGUGAAGAAGCACCGGACAGCAGGCCUGGUGCCCAACGGCCUGGCCAUCACCACGGACACGGGGCAGAAGUACGUGUUCGUGUCGCUGCUCUCCAGAGACAGUGUGUACGACGUGCUCCGGAGGAUCUGCACGCACCUACAGGUGAAUGGGAAGAGCCUGAGUCUGAAGCAGCUGAUGGAGGAGCCGGCCCUGUCCCUGGACGAGUUCCCAGCUGCAGACGAGUUCCCUGUGGUGGAUGAGUUUCCCUCGGUGUUGAAGUGGAGGAAAAGGCCGUCUGUAGUGACCGUGUCCUCCUCGCUCCCCGACCUGCUGGGCACCUCCACGGGCAGCCUCUCCUCCCCGGACGCCCCCUUCACCCCGGAGACGCCUCUGGAGGAGCGCCCCCUGCAGACGGACAGGAGCCUCUCGUCAGAACCAGGGGCCGAGCUGGGCCAGAUGGAGUACCAGCUGCUCAAGUUCUUCACCCUGCUGAUCAUUCUGCUCAUCCUGUCCUCCUGUUACCUGGCCUUCAGAGUGUGCAGUCUGGAGCAGCAGCUGUCCUUCCUCAGCAACCCCAACCUGCCCCUCCGAGACAGGUAACCAUGGCUGUCCUUCUCCACCCUGUGCUGCCCAGACUCAGCCCUGAGCAGCUUGAGCCACACAGGGACCUCCACCUCCUCCUCUUCCUCCUCCUCGUCCUCCUCCUCCUCCUCCAGGCUCGUCCAGGCGUCACUGAUCACUUGACUAUGCAAACAGACUGAGUGUGGAUGUUAGGUUAUGAAUGUGAGACAUAGCUAACCUUUGCAGUACUCGAUGUAGUCAGGAGUUACUGUGUUUGUGUUCCAUUUGUUUUCUUGUACAUUCACUUAAAGGUCCUAUAUUACACCAAAUGGAUUCUUGUGAGCUUUAAGACAGAGGACAGAGUUAGAAUGAUGUUACCUCCUCAAAAACAUACCUGGAGUUGUGUUUUUUUUUCAAUUAGUAGUAGUUUCUUCUGUUAUUUUGCAGGACUAGAUCUACAAACUACAACCCCAUGGAUCAUGACUGAAAAGGUUUAGGCUGAAGUCAAAAGUACUUACAUACAGUGUUGGGGAGUAACAGAUUAUAUGUGCCUGAGUUACGUAAUCAGAGUACAAAUUAUGAGUAACUGUAUUCAGUUUCAGUUACUGUUUCAGUGAGUGGUAAUUGGAUUAUAGUUACUUUGUUGAAAUAAAUGGAUUACACGGCGGUAUUUUCCUGUUUUCACAUUUUGGGCUAAACCAGAACUAAAACCAAGACUAAACCAGGACUAAACCAGAACUAAUCCAGGUCUAAAACAGGUCUAAACCAGGACUAAAACCAGGACUAAACCAGUUCUAAGCCAGGACUAAAUCAGGUCUAAACCAGGACUAAAUCAGGUCUAAACCAGGACUAAAUCAGGUCUAAAUAAUAUGACACUAACAGUAGGUGGACGUAUUUUAAGGCAGCAGUGAUCUCAUAUAAAAAUCAUUUCUCUAUCAAUAAUAUUUUUAAUUUGGUUAAGUAAAGACUGGACUUUUUAUUGUCUUUUAGCAGAUAAAACAUCUUAUGUUAAGAUUCUAGUCUUUGUUACUUUACAGCAAACAAAAGUCUGUUCAUGGAGACUUGGGCUCAACAGACAAUUUGAAGAGAACAAACAUGAAUUUUCAGGAUGUGGUUGUUACAUUCAUGUAGUUAAAAAAACAACAACAUGAUAAUAUCAAGUAAUCCAAAGUAUUCAGAUUACAUUACUCACUUUAAGUAAUUUAAUGGAUUCCAUGACAAACUACAUUUUGAGGUAUGUAAUCUGUAAUCUGUAGGGGAAUACAUUUGAAAAGUCACCUUCCCAACACUGCUUACAUGUAAUGCCUAACCCUGUUAAACGAUGACAGAAUUCCAAGAAAGAAAAGCAGCGUUUGAACAGCAAGUUUGCAUUUACAAUUUCAUGUACGACUUACUGUAAAUAUAAGAGACAAAAUAUAAAUUAAAACAAACUAAAUUUAAUGCAGACAUGUCAAUUUGGCUCGCGAUAUAAUUAUAUUUGACCCGUGAGAUCAUAUCAAAUCUGUAUUAGAGCUGCCCACCAGCUACAGAUAGACUAUAGAGACAUUAUUUAUUUAAAAUGUUGUUAUUAUUUUAUAUUAUACUUGUCCUGGAUUCAAUGUUUAAGCAAAACUAUUAUUAAACAUUUAUUUUAAUAAGAAAAGGUUUGACAUAUCUCGAAAAAAGAGAAAACAUCCAGAUGUUGUUGAAAUUUUUCAAUAAAUAUUUAGUUUGGCCCACGAAUUAAUCCCAGUUUUUAAUUUUGGCCUCUGAAUUUUGAGUUUGACACUCCUGAAUGAAUACAUAGAUCAUUCAUUCCAGAGCUCUAUAACUGUCUAAACAUAACGCUUUAUACUCUUUUUAAAGUGUUCAACUUUUUUCAAUCAUCACUCAGAAACAGAAAUACUAUCACUUUUUUCCCUUAGUUUUUAUAUUUUCAUUCACGCGUAUUGAAGGAAGUAUUUUAUUAUUAUCUGUCUUUAUCUCCAAAGUUCAAAAUACACUGUUCCACCUUGUGAUGUCAUGAAGUGCUAGUUUUCAAGUUAACAGCUCCUUUAUUAUCUUAAAUUUUGAUUCAGAGAUUGGCAAUUCCAGGGCGAAAAUAAUCCAAAUGACUCUAGUGAAGGUGUACGGAGUUUAAAAACACAGUGAAGCACCUUCUGUAUCACCACAUGACAUCACAAGGUGGAGAGUGUUUUCAGUUUUCACAACUCCAGGUGUGUUUGUGAUGAGGAAACUACAGUACAUUAAAACACAGAUGAGAAAACAGUGUAAUAUGGGCCCGUUAAGGUGAUUUUCUGAAGAAGCCAGGAUCCUGUGAGGAUUUACUUGAAGAAAGAUCUCAGAAAGACGGCUGAAAACGAAAACGAAGCAAUGCACUUUUCCAGAAAUGUGAUAUUAUUGAAAUGUAAAUGUUUUGGAUAUAUUUUGGUACUUUCUUUUGAAGGGAGACACUUGACGACGUGUGAGUGUUGGAGUUACUGCGAAUGGCGUCCUUAUGCAUUUGGUAUCAUGUAACUGAAAUGAUUAUAUAACGUGUUUGGUAUUAGUACUAACUCAGUGUUUAGUUUGUUUGCAUUUUGUAUGUUUUAGUCACCAAAGACUUUGAACUAGGCCUGUCACAAUAGCACAGAAGAGGAUGUGUUUGGACAGAAAAUGGAAUAACUAUAGUUUGGUUUUAUUUCUGCAAAAUCGUCAGUGUCCAGUGAGGUUCAGUCCUACUUCCUCGCGGCGGUAUCCCAGGUGUGCCAGAGUAAAAAACGCGAGAAGGAAACCACAAAGACAUGUGUACGAGCGACAAAACACAAAGCAGAACAGGAACAGCUCAAAUCGCUUAAAUUUCUUUCUAAUAAGAUGUUUUAUUAGGACAUUUAACAUCAAUAACCAGUGGAAUGACAUGGAAGAAGUAUUUGAUUUUGUUACUUAAGUAAAAGUACAGAUACCAGAGCAAAAUCAUGCUCAAAUAAAAGUAAAAAUUUCACAUGCUUAAGUAAAAGUAUUAAUGUACCGUAUUUUUCAGACUAUAAGUUGCACUUUUUUUCAUGGUUUGGGUGUUUCCUGCGACUUAAGGCCAAUUUACGGUCCAGUGUCAAAUCAUCUGCGUCAACCGACGUGCACCUCCGAAAUUUUCUAACUACGCUUUGAAACGACGCAGACGAUAAGGGCUGUGAUUGGUCCUCGCUACUGCCGCACCACAUACAUCUCCUGUACUCCGCUUUCCUUUCUUUCAAUAUAUACUGAGAAAUAAUGUGUUUAAUGCAGCUUUGUAAAUGUUUAAGUUCUACAGAAACAAACUUAAAAAUGCAUGGCUAACAUAAAGUAAGUGCUCAAAAAAACAGCUUGCUCCUUGUGUCGUUGAUGCGGUUCAGCUUCUGUCGGAGUAAAGGACACGACUCAGUGGAAUAUAUGUGUCACAGUUCUGCCUUUUGGUUACAUGUUUUCCCCAGUCCAGCUCCAUUUCCCAGUCUGUUCCGGUCCUACUUUUGCUACCUCCCUCCCUUUCCUACAGCUGCCUCUCAUUCCCCAAUCAGCCCAGGCUAGGUUAUAUAUAUUCCUUCAGCUCAUUCAGUCUUUGCCAGAUUGUCAACCUGUCAGGACAUACACUCAAGCUUUCCCUGAACCUCUGUAGCUCUGUACCCAGUUGUUUACAUUAGUGCAAUUCGACAAGGCGACAGCGGCAGUGCGCGUUGAGUCGACGCAGAACUAUACUUCACCCUUUAGACUCCGGUGCGACUUAUAUAUUCAAAUUUUCAGACUGACAGUCACAAGAGGCUCUAGUCUUGUGUAUCAGUUUUCUACGAGCGAGAAAUUUGUGAGGGACUGACAAAAAGCGAGGAUGGAGAACACAACUUCACGGCAACUGGGAGGGUGCACCAUGAAACUGGAUGAUAAAGCGUGGACUUCAGUGACAACUGAAGUUGCGCAGAGUUGCUCAGAAAUGACACUGAGCCUGAAAAAUUCAAUGGAUUUAGUGAUUUAUGCUCUAGUUAUCUGAAUAACUGUUCAUAUGUGACCUUAACAUAUUAACGCCGAUUCAGUCUGUUGUUCUCUGUUCUGUUCCAAAAAGUGCAACUUAUACUUAUACUUAUAGUCCAGUGCGACUUAUAUAUGUUUUUUCUUCUUCAUUAUACAUUUUUUUGGCUGGUGCGACUUAUACUCCGGAGUGACUUCCAGUCUGGAUAAUACGGUACUCGAUUUUGUUACGUUUUGUUAAGUAGAAGUACAGAUACCAGAACAAAAACAUACUCAAGUAAAAGUCAAAAUAUCACAUGAAAUAAUCUACUUAAGUAAAAAUAUUAAAGUCCAUGUUUUAAAAUGUAAUUUAAGAGUAAAAAGUAAAAGUAUUUCAUGCAGAUUUUGAGCUCUAAUAAAACUUCAAAUAUAGUGAUUUUCUUAAAGAUUUGUACAGAAUUUUGUGAAAUAGAAACAACUGAAUAGAUUUCUUCUGACCAGUGUAAAAGAGAGAAGCACAUUUUAGACUGGGACAGAGCAAACAUCAAGACACGUGCCGACGGGAUGAUAAACCAGGACGAAGGGGCAUUUUUUACUUUCACACACCUGGGAUUGUGUCCUGAGGAAGUGCGACUGCAGAUGGCGCUGUCGUCCUGCCUCCACUGGAAGCAAAACUUGUAUAAAUCAGCUGAGCAGCACGUCAUAGCGACAUCACGUGACUCCGAGAAAGAACGCUAGUGAGAAGUCCAAACUGUCAGGUAUGAAAACAAACUCUAGAACCUAAAACGUCAGUGAUAAUCCCAGUACAUGACCCUCGUAUUGAUACUUUGCAGCAACAUCACACUGGAGGGUACCGCGUGGACGUCUAUGGAUGGACGUUCAGCAGUAAGGACGGUACAAGAUCUCUUCUCGUGAGACAAAAUUGACGCAAGAGAAAAAUGAUCUCGUAAGCGUUUACAUUUGGAUUGGAAAGAAAAAAAUGAGUACGUGUCUCUUUAACCGUUCCAAAAAACAGAACUAAAAUGGAAACAAAAUCAUAUUAAAUCAAAUAAAUAAAGAAUUAUGAGGUCAAAAUUAAACACAAUCGUGAAAUUUAUGUAUUAGAAUUUAUCUUAAAAUCUCGUCUUGUCUUGUUUUCGUGGACCCAAUCUUGUACCUCGUCUCGUCUUGUGGAAAUCUAGAAAGUUUUUAGCCUGAUAGAUCGUCCGAAAACUUAAGAAAAAUACAAAAUGCUCUCUAGUUUGUGGCUUUAUUUUAUUUUUUUGGAAAGGUACAGCUCAAAUCAUCUCGUCCGUUGUAAGUUCGAGCUUUGGACGGUUCUUUCUUGUCCGAUAACAGCUCAACAAAGUCUAGACAGAGCGUGCCUCCAGUUAGCGUCACACCUCAGGAAAUAUUCAUGACGUCAUCUGCAAAGUAUCAACAGAUUUUAAAUAUUCUUGACCUACAGAAAGUCGCGAUGUCAUCUGAAAUUGAGCAAUACACUUAAACGUGAACACAAUUCCUCCUUAAACCUUAAAAAGUCUUGUAAAAUACUCCUCGCAUGUUUUAGCCGCCGGAAUGAGUCGCGUUUCUUUGCCCGUAACGUUUGUCCGUGUUGUAAUCAUUGUGACAGGCCUACUCUGAUACAUGAUGUCAGUGUACAGGUUACUUCAAGUACACGAAUGAGAUGUAACUACUUUGUUGUACUAUAACUAUACAUGAGUGUAAAUAAGACGAAAUCCUGCCAUAAUGA